AUGGUUGGAUUGAUGGGUUGGAGAGUUACAGAGCAAGGCUGGAGAAAGGGUCCUUGGACAGCUGAAGAAGACAAAUUGCUCUCAGAAUAUGUUACUUCUCAUGGGGAAGGAAGAUGGAGCUGUGUGGCUAGAUCUGCAGGUUUGAGGAGGACAGGAAAGAGCUGUAGGCUAAGAUGGGUGAAUUACCUAAGGCCUGGCCUUAAGAGAGGUCAGCUAACUCCUCAGGAAGAGAGCAUCAUCAUAGAACUGCAUGCCUUUUGGGGAAACAAAUGGUCUACAAUUGCCCGGUGCUUGCCUGGGAGAACAGACAAUGAGAUCAAGAACUAUUGGAGAACUCAUUUCAAGAAAUCUUCUCAUAAUCAAGGAAAGAGAAUCCGAACACGCCAACAACAAAAACAGAUGAUGAGGAAGCAAGCCCAUCUGCCGCCGCAGCCGCCACCGCAGCAGCAACAACUAGUACAACAAUCAGAACAAUUUCAGCAGCAGCAACAGCAGCAAUCGGUUAAUAUGAAGAGUAGGAAUCAAGUAACAGUCACAGAAGGUGAUUAUAAAGUGUUGCCUCAGAGUCCGACACAAUAUAAGCAAGAGAUGAUGGAUUAUUUCUUUUAUCCCACCAUGGACAACCAAUGCUUGCCUGUGAUGUUUCAAGAGGAAACAACCUGCGUGGGUGGUAAUACCAUGGAAGAGGACAGCCUCUGGGGUGGGUUGUGGAACUUGGAUGAUGUGCCAGUACAGUUUGAUCAUACGUAUAACAACAACAAUAAUGACCAUAACAAAAUUGCCUGCUUGCAAAGUGAAUUUUGGUCUCUCUAAUGAGAAUUGAGUUCGCGAGAGAAAUGGGAUGGGUGUGUCCCACAGGCUAAAUUCUGCAUACAAACUUGAGCCUAGCAAGUACGUACAGGCAUGCAUACCAUGUA
Messenger RNA from Macadamia integrifolia, 917 nucleotides. RefSeq names its product transcription factor MYB24-like. Gene Ontology annotation, molecular function: sequence-specific DNA binding; DNA-binding transcription factor activity. The record is from RefSeq and is a predicted model, not a curated record. The transcript is spliced from 3 exons. Gene Ontology annotation, biological process: regulation of DNA-templated transcription. Lineage: Eukaryota; Viridiplantae; Streptophyta; Magnoliopsida; Proteales; Proteaceae. Bases 1 to 813 code for a protein of 270 amino acids. Gene Ontology annotation, cellular component: nucleus.